AUAGGUGCCAAGCGCAGGCAGCAGAGACAGCAGUGAAUGGCAAGGGGGCGGUCCGAUUCCUGCUGCCACCUCCUAGGAAGGAGCUCUAAGGAGGCCCUGUGCUUCCCCUACCGCGCCUGGCCUCGCAGCCUCCUCCCUGCACCAGUGCCCAGAGCUGCAGAGUGGCCCCCUGUCCUGGGACCUGCACCGGGCCCUCCAGGGACUGGGAGAGACUUCAGGGACCAUGGUUGGACUAAAGCCUUCGGAGAUGCCUCCCACAACAGCCGUGAAAUUCCUAGGGGCGGGCUCGGCUGCCUGUUUCGCUGAUCUCCUCACCUAUCCACUGGACACGGCCAAGGUCCGCCUGCAGAUCCAGGGGGAGAACCAGGCAGCACAGAUGGCCCGGAACAUCCAGUACCGCGGCGUGCUGGGCACCAUCCUGACCAUGGUGCGCACCGAGGGUCCCCGCAGCCUCUACAACGGGCUGGUCGCCGGGCUGCAGCGCCAGAUGAGCUUCGCCUCCAUCCGCAUCGGCCUCUAUGACUCUGUCAAGCAGUUCUACACCCCUAAAGGAACAGACAACUCUGGCAUCACCACCCGGAUUUUGGCGGGCUGCACCACAGGGGCCAUGGCAGUAACUUGUGCCCAGCCCACGGAUGUAGUGAAGGUCCGAUUUCAAGCCACCGUACACCUUGGCCCCGGGAGCAACCGGAAGUACGGCGGGACAAUGGAUGCCUACAGGACCAUCGCCAGGGAGGAAGGGGUCAGGGGCCUGUGGAAAGGAACUUUGCCCAACAUCAUGAGGAAUGCCAUUGUCAACUGUGCUGAGAUGGUGACCUACGACAUCAUCAAGGAGAAGCUGCUACACUACCAUCUGUUCACUGACAACUUCCCCUGCCACUUCGUCUCUGCCUUUGGAGCCGGUUUAUGUGCCACAGUGGUGGCCUCCCCAGUGGACGUGGUGAAGACCCGGUAUAUCAACUCGCUCCCAGGCCAGUACCGCAGCCCCCUGGACUGUAUGCUGAAGAUGGUGGCCCGGGAGGGCCCCACAGCCCUCUAUAAGGGAUUCACACCCUCCUUUCUGCGACUGGGAGCCUGGAAUGUGAUAAUGUUUGUAACCUACGAGCAGCUGAAACGGGCCUUGAUGAACGUCCAGAUGCUCCGGGAAUCUCCGUUUUGAAUAGGACAGGCCACUUGGACAGAACUGGAACAAAACUAGUCAAGGAUGGAAUAAAUCAGCAGAUCUGCACACACAGAGACAGACCCACACACGUUUACACUCCUUCUUGCUGCUGACUCCAGAAUCAGGAGGAGAGGAGGGAGGAGUCUUGUCUUCAGUGCGUUGGCUUAAGAACAUUUUUUGUUUUGCACUGACACGAUGGAAAAUAAAUUAUAUUAAUUUUUGAAACUUAUUAGGUUGGAUGCCUAACAUUUAGGCUAGAGAGAACAAACCAAAACAGACCCAUUUGGAUAAAAUGGAAGUUUGUAAGCUGAAAAAUCUAAUCAGAAGGUGAAAGGUGAGACUGCAAGCAUUGGACGGGAGUGGCUCACGGUGACCUGGCAGCCGGCUACAGAGUGGAGAGGGACCCUGCCAGGCAGCACGAAGCUUGUGAGUGCAGCCUGCAAUUAGAAGGACCGCCAGCCGUGUGUGCAAUGUGUCUGCUGUGCAGAGCCCACUGGGAUCCUAGGAAAUGUGAGAAAAAGAGAAAACUCGGAACCUGUGCCAAAGGAGCACUGCUGGGCCAACGUGAGGCUGCAACUCAUGAGGCUGUGACUCAUCCCUGAUGACACUGAGAAUCCAGAAGACUGCCUCGGUCUCCUUUCCUGUAAAAUGGGAGUAAAAAUCCCAUUCCUGCUACUUCACCAGGGUAGUGUGAUGAUCAAGUGGGGAGCUGGAAACACUUUAUAAAGGCAAGAAUUCUGUACAAAUGUAAAUAUAAGGACUAGGCCUUGGGAAAGGUGUUGUCGGACAGUGAAGAAGUGCCAGGGAGGUUUCUGAAAGAGGGCUGACCAGAGGUGUGGCCAAAGGAACCAGGAACUCGAGGACAGAGCAUGCCAGGCGGCCAGAGGACGCCCCCUCCCAUGCAGCCCCGACUCCCUGGCUGGACUGGGAGUCACCUUGAAGAGUGUGGAGGUUGGAGAAAGAGAGUUAAAUGGCAGGACUGACAGUCAAAAGUAGCAGGACUCAGAAUUUUUGGAAAAUUAUUAUGACUUAAUAAAGGAAUUCACACCUUGGGUAUUCAAAUGAAAACAGCCUCUUUUCUGCCUUCUCUUUCUUGGACAGAAUUUCCCUUUCUCACUUCAGGCUUCCUGUUUGCAAGGGCUGAGCCAGAUUUGGCCCCACACACCCACACAGCCCACCCCACCCCACCUCUCUCCCGGCCUCAGCACCAGGGGGGAUGUUCGGCAAGUCACCCUUCCUACCCCGCACUGACUCCUCUGCACCCCGGGGAAAAGUGAAUAUCCACUUUCACUCAGCACUUUCCUAAGUUUAAAUUAUAAUUUCACAUCAUCUACAUAUACAAACUGGAAAGUACAAACAAAAGCAAGAAACAAAAAUUACCGAUUUAGUGUCUGCUUUGGCUUUCAAAUAAAAUUCAUAUUUAAAAAUU
Messenger RNA from Phyllostomus hastatus (greater spear-nosed bat), 2591 nucleotides. It is a transcript of the gene UCP3, whose product is annotated as uncoupling protein 3. Gene Ontology annotation, molecular function: oxidative phosphorylation uncoupler activity. Gene Ontology annotation, biological process: adaptive thermogenesis; response to cold; mitochondrial transport. Bases 224 to 1159 code for a protein of 311 amino acids. Gene Ontology annotation, cellular component: mitochondrial membrane. NCBI's taxonomy places the organism in Eukaryota, Metazoa, Chordata, Mammalia, Chiroptera, Phyllostomidae. The transcript has 7 exons. The record is from RefSeq and is a predicted model, not a curated record.